ACAAAACUCCUCUUUAUCCGGAAACACCAACAUAAUACAGAGGUACUGACAGAAGCCGCUCUGCAGCCAUGGAGGAGAAUCGCAGCAGCCUGGCUGGAGGUGCACACCCGUCUGUGUCGGGGGGACAGAUGGACGGACACAUCUAUGAGGUUGCAGUACAGAGCAACUCCACUAAUCACAGCUCUCAGUUUGCAGAUGUGGCUCUGCUGCAAAGGUUCAAGCCUCUCAUCAUCCCCUGUUAUGUGCUUGUGGUGGUGGUGGGUGUCAUUGGGAAUUACCUGUUGCUCUAUGUCAUCUGCCGAACCAGAAAGAUGCACAAUGUCACCAACUUCUUCAUCGGGAAUCUGGCCUUCUCUGACAUGCUCAUGUGUGUGUCCUGUGUCCCUUUCACUCUGGCAUACGCCUUCAAUCCACAUGGUUGGGUUUUUGGCCGAUCAAUGUGUUAUCUUGUGUUCCUCAUCCAACCCGUCACAGUCUACGUUUCAGUCUUCACACUUACUGCUAUCGCCGUGGACAGAUAUUAUGCAACCGUUCAUCCCUUGAAGAAGCGCACCACUGUGGGCAUGUGUGCGUCUGUCCUCUCUGGCAUAUGGCUGCUGUCCUGUGGGCUGGUGGCUCCUGCAGUGAUGCACACCUAUCACGUGGAGUUCAAGGAAGAAGGCUUCACCAUCUGUGAGGAGUUCUGGCUGGGACAAGAGAAGGAGAGACGUGCUUAUGCAUACAGCACGCUGCUGGUCACAUACGUCCUGCCUUUGUCUGCUGUCUUUGUCUCAUAUCUCUGCAUCACUGUCAAACUGAGGAAAUGUGUUGCGCCGGGCCACAGGACACAAGACCAGGCCGGCGCUCAACAGGCCCGCAAGAGAAAGAUCUUUCGCUUGGUUGCACUGUUGGUGUCUGCCUUUGCGGUGUGUUGGCUUCCCAUCCAUGUGUUCAAUGUGCUGCGAGACAUAGACAUUCACCUCAUCAACAAGCGCUAUUUUUUGCUGAUACAGCUGCUGUGCCACCUAUGUGCCAUGAGCUCAUCUUGUUGUAACCCCUUCCUCUACGCGUGGCUGCACGACCGCUUUCGCACCGAGUUGCGAAAGAUGUUCAAGUGCCAGUGCCAUCAUCGCAUCGGCAUGCCCGCCAAUCACUGUGCUGCCAGUGUGGUCCUGUAAUCACCGACUUAGUUACUAAACCUUUAAUGUGGCGCCGGAUUUGUGGAUUUCAUCACGGCUGCUUUUAAUAUCCACAUAAAUGGCCAUUGAGGAGAGUUCUGAUUAUUCUGGGGUGUUUGAAGGUGUUUUGUCCAAUGUAUGGUUUGAGAAACAGUAUUGUCAAUUGGUUUGCAUAAUCAAAUCAGUAUUCAUCCUCAUCCUAAUGAAAAAAGAGGCUGAUCAUUUGACAGAAGGUUGUUGUGGUAUGUACAGAGUCUAUCAUGGCCAUGCCAGUGAAUUCAAUUGGCAUCUGCUAACAGGAUUGUCAUUAUUGUUAUUUAAAAUGAUGGGAAUAUAAUAUAUACAUUUCAGCAGCACAUUCUGUGGAAAUGAAAAGUAAUUUGUGCAUUUAUAUGCCGCUUUUAUAGUCCAAUGCCAUUCACACUCACAUUCAUGCAGUGGACCUACUGUAUAUGCAACGCUUUUUCCUAUCACACAUCUUCAACGAUUCACACACUGCCAACACAGCGGUCAGGAGGACCGUGUCGGCAUUAAGUGUCUUACCCAGGUACGAAUUGUGGAAAAAGUCAUGCAUUUACUCAUUUUAGUUUGAGGUGCAGGAAACUUUCCCAUGACGGUGGUGUGAAAUUAAAGAGUGUUGUCACUCGUGUUUUUAGUAUCUCCCACUAUGGAAAUCACGACCAUCCGUACCAGUGUUCAGACCAGGAACAACAGUUCCAGACAUGAUAUCUGUGUCUGGAACAGUGUUGGAUGAACAGAUCGAUAGAUCAACAGCCAUCUGAGUUUAAAUCUGGGUAACGUCGAGAGAUUUGACUGUGGACAUUUCCUGGAUUUUGCGCUCACAUGACAAAUACAGCAGGACAUGGUCUGGAUCAGAUGUGUCCACAGAAGCAGAAAGAUCUGAAUGGAAAGAUUAAAUCAGCUUCCAGCUUUCCUUUAAAG
Messenger RNA from Solea senegalensis (Senegalese sole), 2099 nucleotides. RefSeq names its product prolactin-releasing peptide receptor-like. The transcript is spliced from 3 exons. Gene Ontology annotation, cellular component: neuron projection; plasma membrane. NCBI's taxonomy places the organism in Eukaryota, Metazoa, Chordata, Actinopteri, Pleuronectiformes, Soleidae. Gene Ontology annotation, biological process: G protein-coupled receptor signaling pathway. The coding region runs from base 69 to 1157 and encodes 362 amino acids. Gene Ontology annotation, molecular function: neuropeptide Y receptor activity; neuropeptide binding. The record is from RefSeq and is a predicted model, not a curated record.